Arabidopsis lyrata subsp. lyrata is the source of this 1567-nucleotide messenger RNA. RefSeq names its product mitochondrial uncoupling protein 5. Gene Ontology annotation, biological process: succinate transmembrane transport; thiosulfate transport; oxaloacetate transport. The coding region runs from base 347 to 1288 and encodes 313 amino acids. The record is from RefSeq and is a predicted model, not a curated record. Lineage: Eukaryota; Viridiplantae; Streptophyta; Magnoliopsida; Brassicales; Brassicaceae. Gene Ontology annotation, molecular function: malate transmembrane transporter activity; antiporter activity; oxaloacetate transmembrane transporter activity. The transcript has a single exon.
AUCUCAUCUUCUCUCUCUCUCUCUCUUUCUCUAAAAGAACCAUUAAUACACAAACCUAAAAAAAACUCUGUCUUGAACAGCUUAUGUCUCAAAGACCUCUGAUUCCUCAUUCUUCUUCUAUAGCUUUUGGUCUCCAUUCUCAUCUCUUAAUCUCCAGUGAGAUCAGCUCUAAUUCUAACUGGUCUCUCUAAGAAAAAUAAACACAACCCAAAAAUAAAAAUCUAACCUUUUUUUUUUAACUUUCUCUCUGUUUCGUUCAAUUUUCUCGCCGAUUUUCCCGGAAAAAAGGGAUCUUUUUUAUUUUACUGAUUUCGAUUUUCGAUUUCUCUGAGAAUCAAAUUCGAAAAUGGGUCUCAAGGGUUUUGCUGAAGGAGGUAUCGCUUCAAUUGUUGCGGGUUGUUCGACCCACCCGCUUGAUCUAAUCAAGGUCCGAAUGCAACUUCAAGGCGAAUCAGCUCCGAUUCAGACCAAUCUCCGACCAGCUCUUGCCUUUCAAACUUCGACCACCGUCAACGCGCCUCCUCUACGCGUCGGUGUAAUCGGAGUCGGAUCUCGUUUAAUCCGUGACGAAGGCUUGCGUGCUCUGUUUUCCGGCGUCUCCGCCACCGUUCUUCGUCAAACUCUGUAUUCAACGACUCGUAUGGGUUUAUAUGAUAUCCUCAAAGGAAAAUGGACCGACCCGGAAACAAAAACGAUGCCUUUAACAAAAAAAAUUGGUGCCGGAGCCAUCGCCGGAGCAAUCGGAGCCGCCGUUGGGAAUCCUGCUGACGUGGCGAUGGUUAGAAUGCAAGCCGAUGGUCGUUUAACGUUGGCUGAGAGAAGAAACUAUAAAAGCGUUUUAGACGCGAUCACGCAAAUGAUUCGCGGUGAAGGCGUUACGUCUUUGUGGAGAGGAUCGUCUUUGACGAUAAACAGAGCAAUGCUUGUGACGUCAUCGCAGUUAGCUUCGUAUGAUUCGGUUAAAGAGACGAUUUUGGAGAAAGGGUUGUUGGAAGAUGGGCUUGGGACUCAUGUUUUGGCGAGUUUCGCUGCUGGGUUUGUAGCGUCCGUUGCUUCGAAUCCGGUUGAUGUGAUCAAGACGAGAGUGAUGAAUAUGAAGGUGGAGGCUGGAGUUGCGCCGCCGUAUAAAGGAGCGGUUGAUUGUGCUUUGAAAACGGUGAAAGCGGAAGGGAUUAUGGCUUUAUAUAAAGGUUUUGUCCCGACGGUUUCGAGACAAGCACCGUUCACGGUGGUUUUGUUUGUUACGCUUGAACAAGUCCGCAAGUUGUUCAAGGACUAUGACUUUUGAAUAACAAGAGUUGAAUUAUUGAAGAAGACGAUGAUGAAUGAUGUUGGCGACAAUAAGCUUUUUUUUUUCUUUGGGUUAUAAUUUUCAUUUGAUUAAUCGAGUAGUUUUAAAUUGUUUUCCAUUUGUUCGAAUAGAUCUAUGAUAUGAAAUUUCUUCUCAUGACUUGAGAAGAGAGAACGAAAGAAACAGUUCAUUUGAUUCAUUAUUCAAGGCAGUGAAAUAUUUAGAUUCGUUUAUGUUAAUUUUGAACUAUGUAAUAUAUAUUCUUUUCUUUUUCUU